CUUCAUUCCCCUCUUUUUUUUUUAUUAAUUCUUUCUGUGUCACCCAUUCCUCUUCUUCUACUCAGUCUCAGGUAUUUUUGCAACUUUAUAGACUUCUCUUCGUAUAGACAACCUUUGCAUUUCUACUCUUCACCCCACGUUUCUCAAUAUACAUACUCCGGUGUUUUCCAUUUUCUCAAAAAAAAAACAUUUGUAUUCCCAAUUGCACCAACUCGGCACAUUCCAGUUGGAAUCAAUACUUUCGACCACAAAUCCCUCAGUCUGUGCUUCCCCCAGGGGCCCUUGUGCUCCACACUUGCUCCAGUCUCGGCGAUAGAAUCUUCUUGAUAAGAUAGUGAGGCAUUUGAAAGCCUUCACCGCCACCCAUGACUCAAACAGCCCCCUUUCACCGUCGCUCCCCUUCCUCUCCUCAUGUCUCCAAGUCCAAGUCUACUCGUCCAGCUUUACAUCGACGAGGGACAUCCGGUGCCAACGUCAUAAUCUCUAAAUUGGGCUCGGGACAAAGGGGAGCGAGCAAACCGUCUACGUCUUCGGACGAUACUGAAUUUGACAUGGCCAGCUUCUUGAACUUUUGCGCCAUGUGUGAGAACCAGAUUACUGUCCCCAACAACACUUUGUUAUAUUGUAGCGAAAGUUGCCGCCGCAAAGACUCCUGCAAACCACUCUCAGCAUCAUUACCAUCUAUGUCCUCAAUGUCUUCCACUACUACACCACCCGCAUCUCCCCCUCUCUCUCCACGCACAAUCGUGGCCCCAAUGACCCCAACCAGGGUGCCAAGCCACUCAAUCCCUGCCAUGCGGAUACCCAGCCACGUGCAUGAUGCCAAGUCAGAUCUCGACCCCACCGAAUGGAAGCCCGUAUUAGUGCGCAGCGCCUCAUCCCUGGCAUCCUCCGAGGCAUGGAACUAUCUCUCCCAGUUCCACCGCGGCAGCGGCGAGCCCAUGCUCUCCCGGCCUGCCGUCCAACGCAGCAGCUCCAGCCUUCCCGCCCUGGUCGGAGAUGUGGCACACAGCCACAGUCACGUGCCCAGCUUGAUGAACACCCCAUCCACCGUGGCCUCGUCCUUCAGCAGCACCGCCUCCGACUACCUGGGCAGCAUGUACGAGGCUCAGCGUCCGCUGCCCCCGCGCCACAACCCGUACUUUUCCGGUACGAGUGUGACCAAGGGCGUCGAGCUGGUCGUCCCGCACAUCGCGUCUGCGCAUGAGGAUCUCGGCCCCAUCGGUGUCUCGGACAGUGGCUCGAUCUUCCCUGCUAGCAGUACUGUGUGGGAAGGUGGCUUGUAUGAGAAACGCUCUGCUCCUAUCUGCAUGGCGCGGGGUAUUGGCGGCCGGCCCGCUGAGACUUGCGUGAAGAACUGAAUUGAACGAAGUACAAUGGGGCUGUUUGCUGUCUCAUGAAAUGAGAUGAGCUCAUCUUUGCUCCUUUUUGACUUUGUUUCGUUUCGGUUUAUUUCUGCCCCCCGUGGCUGUUCUCUUUUCUUCUUUUCUUUGAAUUCUGGGUCCGAGCGAGCUGUGGCUCUUCAGCGUCGAAAAUGAUAUGAUCUGAUGGAUUUUGCUCUUUAUUUUAUUCCCUACUAUCUAUCACAGCGAAUAUAGAUUUCUUAAUGCGGAUAUCUCUGGUAUCUAGAUCAAAUGAACCUUAUGGAAUUAUUUUCAACGUCUACCUCUCCACCGGAAUUCAAUAAAUUAAGCAAUGGUGCUUAUCCGUUGUACUUAACUAUGUAUUCAGCUACAUGUAGAUAUUGUAUG
Molecule: messenger RNA, 1751 nt
Organism: Penicillium samsonianum
Lineage: Eukaryota; Fungi; Ascomycota; Eurotiomycetes; Eurotiales; Aspergillaceae
Exons: 5
Coding region: 366-1361 (331 amino acids)
Source: RefSeq, a predicted model, not a curated record